GACUUCUGAAGGGGGCUGGGGGGUGCCUUGCAGAGCUGGGAAGCAAUAUAACUGUUAUAGUCCAAAUUUUGUUCCCAACCCCAAAGCUGGGUCUUAUAAAGAGGACAGAGAUUUGGUGAGGCCCUCCUGUGCCCAGCUGCAGUCAGAAUCCAUCCCAGGUCUCCAAAGCAGCCUCUUCCUAGAAUAUCCCUUAGUUUUCUAAUGUGACCUUAGGUAGGUUAACCUCAGUUUGUUUCUUUGUUUCAACUGGAAAAUGGGGUAACAGAAACUACCUGAUAGGAUUGUUAUGAGGAUGCAUAAUAUUAUGUAAAACGCUAAUAUAGUCCCUUGCACAGAGUAAACGUCAUAGAAAAGUUGCUCUGGUUAUUUUUCUUCGAGGGGUAUUGUACAUACCUGCCCAGAGCUCUGGCUUCAUUCUCCCUGGUCUCAUCUCUGUCUUACCCACUGGGCGAUGAGCUCCUUGAGGGCAUGGCCCAUUCCUUUUCUACUUCAGUAGUCACCCCCACCCCUCAAGAUACUGUGGUCCUGCUAGGUCUGGCCCAGAGGAGGGCUGAAGAGAUGUAUUUAGAAUUAUCCGAUGAAACUGGAAAUUGCUGCUCUAGGUAGAAUCCACAAGCACAAUAUUUUCUUUUGUCCUCGGGCUUAUAGACUAGAUGAGGAACUGAGAGGGGCACAGGGCACAAAGAGAAACAUUAGGUACUAAAUCUCUCAGGGUGCGGAAUGUACUUACUUCUGGAGCUCAGGGAAGGGAGAGCUUGUACGGAGUGGAGGGGCUGGGAAGGGGUUCCUGGUGAAGUGGUCCUUUUACCUGCCCUGAGCCUACAGCUGGAAAAGGAGGGCCUGUGUUGGGAGUGCGGAGGAAGCAGGCUCACUGGGGUGUUCAGUGCACUGUCAGGAAGGGUGGGAGUUGAGGCUGGGGAGGCGGGGCUCUCUAGAAAGGCAGAAUACCCUCUCUUUCCACGAUGGGCCUCCUCUUUCCUAUGUCUGGGUCUUGGGAGACCCCAGAGUUUGAGCUUUAGAAAUUCUGGAGCCAUGGGGCGCCUGGGUGGCUCAGUCGGUUAAGCGGCCGACUUCGGCUCAGGUCACGAUCUCACGGUCCGUGAGUUCGAGCCCCGCAUCGGGCUCUGUGCUGACGGCUCAGAGCCUGGAGCCUGUUUCAGAUUCUGUGUCUCCCUCUCUCUCUGACCCUUCCCCGUUCAUGCUGUCUCUCCCUGUCUCAAAAAUAAAUAAACGUUAAAAAAAAAAUUAAAAAAAAAAAUUUCUGGAGCCAGAAGGCCUGGCUUCCAAGAUGUGGCUCUGCCACUUAGUAGCUGUGUGACCUCCGGCAUUUAUCCUCUCUGACCCUCAGUUUGGCCAUCUGCAAAAUGGGGUCAAGAAGACCACCCACCUCACUUGGUGAUUGGGAGGACUGAAGGAGACAAUGCCUACAAAGCACUUAGCACUGCCUGGCAUGUUGUAAGGGCCUGAUUAAUGGGAAGUGUUCUUGUUUUCUGGGCAGACUUUGUCACCAAUGUCAGUGCUGAACUCUGGCUGGCCCCACCGAGGGGAGAGCCUCACCCCUUGGGAGCCAGGUCCGCCAGCCGACUCAGACACUGACCCAGGCCACUUGCCCAAGGAGGAUCCUGAGGAAACUUCUGAGCAGGACCCUGAAGUUCUGAGCUUGGGGCUUCCUGGCUUGGACACCAACUGGGCCCCCAACCAGCCUGGGCUUCGGAUCCUCCUGCAGCAGCUGCCUCCACAGGACAGCGACGAGCGCUACUGCCUGGCCCUUGGGGAGGAUGAGCUGGCAGAGCUGCGGCUCUUCUGUGCUCAGAGGAGGCGGGAGGCCCUGGGACAGGGGGUGGCCCUCCUGGUACCUCCCGAGCUGCCAGAACACACCUGCGAGAAGUGCAGGGAGCAGCUGAGGCCAGGGGAGUCCGGAGUGUUCGCAGCCCGGGCAGGGGAGCAGCUCUACUGGCACCGGGCUUGCUUUGCCUGCCAGGCCUGCGGCCAGGCCCUGAUAAACCUCAUCUACUUCUACCACGACGGGAGUCUUUACUGCGGCCGCCAUCACGCAGAGCUGCUGCGGCCGCGCUGCCCGGCUUGUGACCAGCUGAUCUUCUCCCGGCGCUGCACCGAGGCGGAGGGACGGCGCUGGCACGAGAACCACUUCUGCUGUCAGGACUGCGCCGGGCCCUUGGGCGGGGGACUUUAUGCCCUGCCGGGGGGCGGCCCCUGCUGCCCCAGCUGUUUUGAGAGUCGCUAUUCGGUUUCCGGCUCGAGCCGGGCCCAGACACUGGAAGGGGAGGAGGGUGUUGACAGAGUUGAAGAAAGGGACCGCACCCCGCUGGAUGCCGCUACGGUCUCCCGAGCUGCCCUUCUCGCCUCUGCCCCCCGCUCCAGUCUGGAAACCCAGAGGGAGCUGCUUGGAUCCAGUCCAAGACAGCAGCGUCGAACGGGGGACAAGGUGGAGGCACCCACAGGGCGGGAGCAGGGCCGCCUGGAGACACCCCUCGAUGCCUGCCCCACCUGCUCCUCUUCUUCUGACUCGGAACCCGAAGGCUUUUUCUUAGGCCAGCGUCUUCCCGGGCCCUGGAAGACCCCCAGAAGCCUCCAAGCUGGGGACAGCGACACCUCCAGGAAGCACUGCACCAUUUGCUAGUGUCGCAGCCCGGAGAC
Messenger RNA from Panthera uncia (snow leopard), 2658 nucleotides. RefSeq names its product prickle planar cell polarity protein 4 (gene PRICKLE4). Lineage: Eukaryota; Metazoa; Chordata; Mammalia; Carnivora; Felidae. Bases 1511 to 2641 code for a protein of 376 amino acids. The record is from RefSeq and is a predicted model, not a curated record. The transcript is spliced from 6 exons. Gene Ontology annotation, molecular function: zinc ion binding.